Molecule: messenger RNA, 1525 nt
Organism: Oncorhynchus masou masou (cherry salmon)
Lineage: Eukaryota; Metazoa; Chordata; Actinopteri; Salmoniformes; Salmonidae
Product: histamine H3 receptor
Exons: 3
Coding region: 323-1525 (400 amino acids)
Biological process (GO): G protein-coupled receptor signaling pathway, coupled to cyclic nucleotide second messenger; chemical synaptic transmission; adenylate cyclase-inhibiting G protein-coupled acetylcholine receptor signaling pathway
Cellular component (GO): dendrite; synapse; plasma membrane
Molecular function (GO): G protein-coupled acetylcholine receptor activity; histamine receptor activity; G protein-coupled serotonin receptor activity
Source: RefSeq, a predicted model, not a curated record
AUAUAGUGAUGUAGAUGCCAAAGCAUUUCCCACGUAACAAAAGUUCUGAUGCUGCCUAGACCUGCGCGCACUUCAUGAUAAGCUAUGGAUGAGCGUUGUUGAGCAAGACGAUAUAGGAUAUUGACAGCAUCUUUAGGUCAUUAUAUGCAUAUUCGAGUAGGCUGCGCCGGUCGGCGAGGUGACAAGCAAAGGACAUACUGAAGUUGCAUUUUGGAUGCUUGGAUGCAGAUGCGCAUGGAUUUCAGGUGUUGUAUUGCCUAUUUCCAACUACUUGGAAUAUCCGUCAAUGAUUUAACACAAUUUAAAGCUGAUAAAUAAGAUCAUGGGGGGAGAUCAACUCGAUGCCAACGCAAGCUGGAAUUACAUGCACAACGACUCAACCAAAAUGUGGAGCGACAACGCAUUCACAGCGCCUGUCAUGGUCAUUCUUUUGAUGAUGAUGGUAACUUUGGUGGUUGUGAUAGUUUUGGGAAACGCUUUGGUCAUUUUCGCCUUUAAAGUAGACAAGAGUCUGAGGAGGCAAAGCAACUAUUACUUCCUGAAUCUCGCCAUAUCGGAUUUUCUUGUUGGGGCAUUCUGCAUUCCAGUGUACAUCCCAUACACCCUGACAGGGAGAUGGAUGUUGGGCAGAGGACUGUGCAAACUGUGGCUGGUCAUGGACUACUUGCUCUGUACUGCCUCUGUCUUCAACAUUGUCCUGAUCAGCUAUGACCGCUUCCUCUCUGUCACCAGAGCGGUGAGCUACCGUGCCAGACAGGGCAUGACCCACCAAGCCAUCAUGAAGAUGAUAGCAGUCUGGGUCCUGGCCUUUGUCCUCUAUGGCCCUGCCAUCAUCUUCUGGGAGCUGGUGGUGGGGAAGAGCCGUGUCCCGGAGGAUGAGUGCUACGCUGAGUUCUACUACACCUGGUACUUCCUCCUCAGUGCCUCCAUGUUGGAGUUCUUCUCCCCCUUAAUCUCCGUAACCUUCUUCAACCUCAGCAUCUACCUCAACAUACGUCGUAGGAGGCUCCGGAACAGAGAUGAGACGAGUGGACAGGCCCACGCGCCUGAUGGACAGCCCCCUCCCCUGGGGAGAGGGGAAUGCCUCCGCCUCACUUCCCUCUUCUCCCGGAACUCGGUAGUGGUUAAGAAGCUGUCUAGCACUGUGUCGGUCCAGGAGAGGGGAUCAGGCUCGGGGUCCUUCCACUCCCAGAUCUUCCAUCCCCCCUUGGAGCGGCAGGACACCUCCACUAGGGGCACACAGCGCAGUUGCCUGUCCAGGGACAAGAAGAUUGCCAAGUCACUGGCUGUCAUCGUGUGUGUGUUUGCUGUGUGCUGGGCGCCCUACACCCUCCUGAUGAUCAUCAGAGCCGCCUGUAAGGGACGCUGCGUCCAGCACCACUGGUAUGAGGUCACCUUCUGGCUGCUGUGGCUCAACUCGGCCAUUAACCCUUUCCUCUACCCGCUCUGUCACAGCAGCUUCCGCAGGGCCUUUGGCAGGAUCCUGUGUCCCAGCAGGAGGGCAACUCAGCUGGCCACCAACUGA